AUGGGGGUGCACCUGAAGCAGCCAAUCACGAAACUGCAGAGAAGCCAACCUCCAUGGAAGACUCGCCUGGAAAGAAAAAUAAAUGUGAUCAGAAAAAAAAUCGCCUCCCUACACACUUACCUCAAUACUGAUUCGCCACCUAAUAAGGUUUAUAAAGCUGUCCGCAGAAUAGCAUCCGAACUCCAGAUUAAAGCUUGGACACCUGACUUUAGACAAAAGCUGGAGACCCUCUGCGACAAACUGAAACAGAGGGUAAAAGCAUUAGGUAACCGUAUGAAGCGAUACAACGAAAGAACCAAGAGAUACAAGAUCAACCAACUGUAUUAUAAAAACCAAAAGCAGUUCUUCAGAGACCUAGAAAACGGUACUGCCACAGAUGACAAACCACCGAAGGCAGAAGAUAUGCGCAAGUACUGGCAGGAAAUUUGGGGUAAAGACAAACAUCAUGACGAUGGAGCAGGAUGGAUAAGGGAAGCUGAAGCGGAAAGCACUAAGUAUGACAUGGAAAACAUUCACAUCACUAAAUCCGAUAUUGAAUAUGUGCUGAAGAAAACCAACAACUGGGCAGCACCAGGACCAGACAAGAUCCAUAAUUACUGGUGGAAAUAUUUCCCAAGCACCCACCAACCUUUGGCCACCCUAUUCCAGAGAGCACUUCGUGACCCCUCAACUAUCCCAAAAUCCCUCACAUUGAGUUGCACUCGGAUGAUACCGAAGGGCAACAUAACGACGAUCCCCAAAAAUUUUCGCCCAAUUACAUGUUUACCGACCAUUUACAAAAUCCUAACUGGCACCAUCACCAUGCACAUAUGGAAACAUGUGGGGAAACAUCAUAUUUUGGCGCGUGAACAGGCUGGAUGCUGUAAGGACGCGAAAGGCUGCAAAGAACUCCUUGUAAUCGAUCAGAUCAUCACCAAGCAGGCAAAAUGUAAACUCCGGAACAUAUCAGUAGCCUGA
Coccinella septempunctata (seven-spotted ladybird) is the source of this 957-nucleotide messenger RNA. RefSeq lists its product as uncharacterized. The record is from RefSeq and is a predicted model, not a curated record. Bases 1 to 957 code for a protein of 318 amino acids. The transcript has a single exon. Lineage: Eukaryota; Metazoa; Arthropoda; Insecta; Coleoptera; Coccinellidae.